Messenger RNA from Sphaeroforma arctica JP610, 1662 nucleotides. RefSeq lists its product as hypothetical. Bases 113 to 1555 code for a protein of 480 amino acids. Gene Ontology annotation, biological process: triglyceride biosynthetic process. Gene Ontology annotation, molecular function: diacylglycerol O-acyltransferase activity; long-chain-alcohol O-fatty-acyltransferase activity. The record is from RefSeq and is a predicted model, not a curated record. The transcript has a single exon. Lineage: Eukaryota; Ichthyosporea; Ichthyophonida. Gene Ontology annotation, cellular component: plasma membrane.
GGUAUUUUGACAAUCUGAGUAUUUAAGGGAUCGGUUGUAGUUCCUUUUCUCUUAUCUCACGCAAAGCAGCCAACGACAAUAACUUCAGCUUGACAAUCUUUCUGCUAGCAAAAUGUUCACUGACAAUUCAAUAGCAAAGACAAGUCCAGUGCUUUCCGCACAAGUUAAGGCAGCACGUCGGAUGACUUUGAUGGGAAAAGGUACUCUUAGGAGUGAAACAGAAUCAAAUCCAUCACUGCCACUCGGUUUCUACGUUACCAAAACUGAUAUAGAUUAUGAUCAAUUCUGCCAAGACUUUACUGAGCGUGUACUACUCCAACCCGGCUUUGAACGUUUACGUUGCCGGGUAGAGAAUGAAGACAGUUUCAAGCCAGUAUCCAUCAAUGUUCAUGAUCAUAUCUUCAAUGUUGACUUCGACGAUCUAGAAGAGAUGGAUGACAACACACAAUUAACCGACAAGGAGCGGAAACUGGCAGCAUUCCUGGGUAAUUGGACAACAGAGAUGUUCGAUCGAUCCAAGCCACUUUGGCAGAUUUAUUUGCUGAAAAACUACAUCGACGGUAAAUCUGUGCUCGCAUUCAAAUGUCACCACUGCAUUGGCGAUGGCGCGUCCAUAUCUAUCCUUAUGACACAAUUGUGCGACCCCAAAACCGAUGUCAAAGAAUCCUUGACAAUGGAGCCCGAUACAGUUCACAAAACUCUCGGCGAUAAUGUCAUGGAUGAGUUCACGGUUUUCGUAAGAUUUAUCGGCGCAGCAUUGUUCUACAUCUGGGGGUAUUUAGUAUUUCAAGUCAAAUACGGCCUCGCUUUCAGUACUCCAGAGUUGCCCACCCAGCUCAAAAACCAGUUGACUGGAAAACGUCGUGUUGCUUGGACUAACACCAUACAAGUCAGCGAUAUUAAAACAAUCGGAAAGAGACUUGGCGGUACAGUGAAUGAUAUUCUAAUGGCUGCAACCGCAGGAGCUUUGCGUCGCAGUCUGCUUGAAAGUAAGGUUGGUGAAUGGAAUGAUGCCAAUUUGAAAUCCUUGCGAUUGGCUUGUCCAGUCAAUGUGCGUGGUGCUGGCGAUUACGAUAUCAAUGACAUAAUGCACAAUAUGUUUGGGUUUGUUGUUACCAAAUCGCCUAUCGACGAGCCCAAUCGCACUCGUAGAUUGGAGAUUGUUACGGAGAAUAUGCGAGCUAUCAAACGAACCCCAGAGCAGCGAUUGGCUUAUGAAUCUUCAAAAGUUCUGGCCCGAUUCCCUCCCUCAAUCCAGAAAGCUGUCCUCAAAUUCACCAACGGGGCAAUCUCAUAUAUAAGCAGCAACGUCCAAGGUCCAUCCACGGAGCUUUAUAUUAGUGGCGCCGAAGUUGAGUACGCCCUCGGGGUAGUACCUCCACCUCCUACUGUUGGCCUUGGAGUGGCGAUCUGGAGCUACAAUGGUACUUUGCGAGUGUCUUUUUCAGUUGAUGAAGGUGUAAAAUUCAAUCCCUGGGAUUUGGCAGCUAAGGUGGAGAGUGAGAUCGCAGAAUAUUAUCAAACCGCAACAGCACAGGACAAGAAGAUACAGUAAAUACAAAAUGGUAAAUACUGGUACAUAUUGUCAGAAUGUCAGAUCAUUUUUAAAAAAACAAAAUGCAUAAUAAAAUAGUGGUAAAUGUUUUGCACAUAUGUAUUCGG